AGACAUUAUUAUUCAUUUAUACUACGUACUAUUGUUAAUCAUGUUGAUUAGUUUCUAAUAUCCAAAUCCUAUAAUGGCUAAACCAAUUAAAUGAGUUAUGCAGUUAUAGGCCUAAUUUGUUAAGAUUAAAUUUCAUAAAAAUACAUAAUACCAUUUGCUUAUAGAGAGGCCUUCUAUAAAUACACCAGCAUGGUCAAGUCGUUGAUUACCAGAUAAGUUUCGUAGUUAUCCAAUUUAACUUUCCCUCUACACGACUAUAUAUAAAAUAUACACGUACAACUACAUAUAUAUAUAUAUAUAUAUCAAUCUGCAUCACCAUCGACGCCGUUGUAUUUGGGUUGUUUUCUUGUUGAUCGGAGGCAGCGUUGCUUUUGUUUAUUAGGAGUUAUCUCGGGAAGAUGAAGGAAAACCCAGGAAACCCUCUCCAUCUCACGUCACUGAACCAUGUGUCUCUCUUGUGCCGAUCCAUCGAAGAAUCUAUGAACUUUUACCGAAAGGUGUUAGGGUUCUUCCCUAUUCGAAGACCUGAAUCUUUAAAUUUUGAAGGCGCUUGGUUAUUUGGACAUGGAAUUGGAAUACACCUCUUGCGUGCCCUAGAACCUGAGAAACUUUCAACGAAAAAUGAAAUUAACCCCAAAGAUAAUCAUAUCUCUUUCCAGUGCGAAAGUAUGGGAGCAGUGGAGAAGAAGCUUGAGGAAAUGGAAAUAGACUAUGUGAGGUCUAAAGUAGAAGAAGGAGGGAUCCAAGUGGACCAGCUCUUCUUCCACGACCCUGAUGGUUUCAUGAUCGAGAUCUGCAACUGUGACAGCCUCCCCAUUGUCCCCCUCGUAGGAGGCAUGGUUCGAUCUUGCUCAAGAGUCAAACUCCAUCAGAUGGUGCAGCCACAACCCCAAACUCAGAUCAACCAAGUGGUCCACCCGUAACGAUCUCUGUCUUUGUUGUCAUCCAGUGUGUAUGUAUUGUCUACUUGAUAUUGAAUGUAAUGAAUAAGAGACCGACGUGGAUCAGUGGAAUGUGAAAAGAGCAUAUAUUAAAGAAAAUAUCAUUUUCUCUUUAUUGUU
This is a messenger RNA of Brassica napus (rape), 1061 nucleotides long. RefSeq names its product glyoxylase I 4. The transcript has 3 exons. The coding region runs from base 399 to 923 and encodes 174 amino acids. The record is from RefSeq and is a predicted model, not a curated record. Lineage: Eukaryota; Viridiplantae; Streptophyta; Magnoliopsida; Brassicales; Brassicaceae.